AUGUCUUGGUUAAAAAAAUUCUUCAUAGAUGAGGCUCAUCGAGAAUCUCAUACUCAUAUUCCAGUAUUCAUAAUAUUAAUCAGUAUUGUUGAAAUGGCGUUACUUAUCUAUACAAUAAUUGAUAAUAAAGGUUUAUCUUCAAUGUCUGAUAAUCCAAUGGCUGGUCCAUCAAGUGUAACACUUAUUCGUAAUGGAGCUAAAUAUGUUCCUUGUAUGAAAUCAACACAAGAAAAUUAUUUAAAUGAAACAAUUAAUUGUCAAUAUAAUAGUCAAACAUGUACCUAUGAAGAAUGUCUUCGUUAUUUAUGUAAUGCACAAAAUUUCAAAGGUUUUCCAUAUCAAAUUUAUCGAUUUCUAAUUCCAAUAUUUCUCCAUGUUGGAAUAAUUCAUUUAAUUAUAAAUUUAAUAGGUCAACUUGUCAUUGGAAUACCAUUAGAAAGAAAAUUUGGUUUGAUUCGUAUUGGUAUUAUAUAUAUUUUAUCAGGUAUUGGUGGAAUAUUAUUAAGUGCAAUUGGACUUCCAAAAUCUUCUAGUGCAGGUGCAUCUGGAGCAUUAUACGGAAUAUUUGCUGUUUAUUUAUUAGAUAUGAUUCGUAAUUGGAAAAGUUUAUCAAAACCUUGGUUUAGAUUAAUUAUUGACGGAGGUUUUUCUAUUGCAUAUCUAAUAGUUGGUGUUUUUGUACCAAUGAUAGAUUAUAUGGCACAUAUUGGAGGUUUUAUUAUUGGAAUUCUUUCUGGUUUAUGCAUAUGUCCAAAUUUAUAUUGGAAUAUUUGUAAAUUUAAUGAUCCAACAAAAUCAAAAUUGAUUAUUAUUAUAAUUUCUUUUAUACUUUUAUUAGCAUUUUUCUUUGGUGGUUUCGGUGUAUUUUACAGUACAACAGCUUCAUCUACAUACUCAACUAACUAA
Adineta steineri is the source of this 906-nucleotide messenger RNA. The record is from the annotation of a GenBank genome assembly. Lineage: Eukaryota; Metazoa; Rotifera; Eurotatoria; Adinetida; Adinetidae.